Molecule: messenger RNA, 1674 nt
Organism: Macrosiphum euphorbiae (potato aphid)
Lineage: Eukaryota; Metazoa; Arthropoda; Insecta; Hemiptera; Aphididae
Source: the annotation of a GenBank genome assembly
AUGUUUGAGAAAAAACUAUUUUCCGUCAAAGACAAGGUCUUUGUAAAACGACGAGCAUAUCCUGCCUGGCCUGCUUUAAUAAUUGGUAUCAAAGCUAACACUGAAUCAGAAGUAAUUUAUACUGUAUAUUUUUAUGGAACUGGUAACUACGGAGAAUGUAAAGCAAAUGCACUCUGUCUAUAUGAAGAAAACAAGUAUAAACUAGCUAAGCCCCGAAGAAAACAAAAGAAAUUCAAAAAUUUAGCUGAAGCUCUCGAACAAAUAGAAAAUGAUACCAAAAACGAUUUUAUCCCUGACAACAAUGUUGAAGUAUUUAUGCCACCAAUUUCAACAACAAACCUAAAUCAAGAAUUAUCUUUAGAAGAUGAAUCCAAAAAUUCGAGUAAAAAUGAAAAUCAAAGUGAAUAUAAUUUGAAAACUGAAGAAAACGCUGAAGAAAUGUUAACUUAUGAGCCUGUUAUUGAAUCAAGUUCAUCCAAAGGUAUAAAAGUUGUUUUAAGAAAAACGGUAUCUAAUUCUGCAAAAAGAAAACUAUCUGAUGUCACAGUGUCUAUGGUCACACAUGAAAAAGUCCCAAAGAAGCUAAAAACAUUAAAAAGUUUCAAGUCCAUAGAUAUUCAACCUAUAGUAUUGUUGGAGCCAUUGAAUGAAGUUUAUUUAAAAAGAAAACUUAAUGGAAAUCAGAAUUUUAAGACUGCUGAAAAAAAUGUUACUGCCAAUGAACAAAAUUCUGAAACUCUAAAUACUACUAAACCUUUACUUGAAUCCAGUGACAUCUCAUUAAAUCACUGUGAAUCUGCAGAAUCGAAAACCAUUAAUGAGAGUGUUCAGUCAGAUUUAGGUCGUACAUCACGCUUUGGUCGUAAAAUCAAACCAAACAGAUUGUCUGACCAUGACUUUGUCACCAAUGUGCCGAAAAACUUAAAGUUGAAGAAAACAGAAUCCAAAAGUUUAAAAACUCUUAAUUCUGACAAUAAUGAAACUGAUGAUUCUUUAAAACAAAACAUAAAAACUACAGAUUCAAGCACAAAAGCAAUAAACAAAUUGAAAGAUAAUGUAAUGUCAAUGCCCGUAUCAAUACCAUGUUCACUUGACGGUGUAUCGAAAAAAAUAUGCUUAUUGAACAGCAACCUGCAGGAGAGAAAUACAUCAAAUAAUUUGAUUAAAAAUAUGGGUUCUUUAUCAAAUGUAGAAGUUGAGUGGAAAAAAACUGAAUCAAACAAAUCAGAUAAAGUUAAUUUGCUACUAACAGAAGUAAAUUUGCUUGAUUGUGUCAAUAAAUUAAGCUCUGCUUUAUCAAUAAACUAUAGCAAAUUAAGUUAUGAAAUGGCGUUGAAGUCAUUGGAAGAGAUCAGUAAAUUACAAUUUAAUGCUCUUAUGUUAAUAAAACAUAGAUGUAUCAUUGAUAAAAUUACAAAAGUGACAAAGUAUGUAGGUGAUGUGAAUAACUGGUCCUUAAGCGAUCAGGAAGCUAUUGAACAUGUUAAUAAAGCACACCAAAUUCGAUGCAAAGCUCGAAAGGUAUUAAAAAAAUGUAUGUCACUAUUCACUUUAAUUGAUGGAAAAACAUUCCAAGAGAUAUACAACCAAGAAGUCGACAUGUUUAUUAUGAAGACUCAACAUAUGUCCAAUGAUCAGAUUUAUGGUUGUACAUCAGAUAAAUUGUACAAAUAA